This is a messenger RNA of Lontra canadensis (Northern American river otter), 1289 nucleotides long. It is a transcript of the gene HES4, whose product is annotated as hes family bHLH transcription factor 4. Bases 193 to 870 code for a protein of 225 amino acids. Lineage: Eukaryota; Metazoa; Chordata; Mammalia; Carnivora; Mustelidae. Gene Ontology annotation, molecular function: RNA polymerase II cis-regulatory region sequence-specific DNA binding; DNA-binding transcription factor activity, RNA polymerase II-specific; protein dimerization activity. Gene Ontology annotation, cellular component: nucleus. The transcript has 4 exons. Gene Ontology annotation, biological process: anterior/posterior pattern specification; regulation of transcription by RNA polymerase II. The record is from RefSeq and is a predicted model, not a curated record.
CUGGCUAGAGUGUGGGAACGAAAGCGGAGCCGGGUUCACACACGCCGCGGCCGCGCCGCCUUAAAUAGCCGAGCGGCUGGCGGCUCCGCGCGCGGGCCUGCAGCCUGGGGCCCCGUCGGGGAGAGCUGGGCUCGCCGCGCGCUCGCCCCCGGCGGCGCACUCCGCCUGGCUCCGGAGGCGCGGGGGCGCACCAUGCCCGCAGACACCCCAGGGAAGCCCAGAGCCUCGCCGCUGGCAGGAGCGCCGGCCGGCGCCCACAGAACCCCGAAUGAGCCCCGAAGCGCGGCGGAGCACCGGAAGUCCUCCAAGCCGGUCAUGGAGAAGCGGCGCCGCGCGCGCAUCAAUGAAAGCCUCGCGCAGCUCAAGAGCCUCAUCCUGGACGCCUUCAGGAAGGAUAGCUCCCGCCAUUCGAAGCUGGAGAAAGCAGACAUCCUGGAGAUGACCGUGCGGCACCUGCGGAGCCUGCGGCGGGUGCAGGCGGCAGCCGCUCUCAGCGCUGACCCCGCCGUCCUGGGCAAGUACCGCGCCGGCUUCAAUGAGUGUCUCGCGGAGGUGAACCGCUUCUUGGCCGGCUGCGACGGCGUCCCGGCCGACGUGCGUUCUCGCCUGCUUGGUCACCUGGCGGCCUGCCUGGGCCAGCUGGGUCCCUCGCGCCGCCCGGCUCCACCGUCCCCCGCUGCGGAGGCCCGGACGCCCGAGGUCUUCGCGGGUUGCCCGCCGCUCCCGGGGUUCGACCGCCCCUUCCCCUUGUUGCGUCCUGGGUCCGCCUUCGCGCUGCGGCUCCCGCCAGGCCUGACUGGGGCGCCCCGAAACGCCCCCAGGGCGGGGCUGCAGAACCGGGGCGCGCCCUGGAGGCCGUGGCUGCGGUGAGGCCUGGACCCUCACUGCUGCGGAGGCCGCACCCCGUUCUGGGGCCUCGGAGUGAGCCAGGGGUUUGUUUCCAGAGGCCGCGUCCAGAGAGUUCUCAUCUGUUGUUGUCUUUGCGGAGACUCUAGUCUGCAGUUUCUUUCCUUCCUGCAGUCCCUUAGUUCUGGGUGGGGGUGGUGGGGGGUCUGCUGGUUGCUUUGUGCUGGCUUCUGCGGCGGGACUGCGGGUGGCCCUUCCAGGGGCUCUGUGCCCCGCAUCGGCCCUUCCUCUAGCCCCCCGGGCUUGGCCCUGAGCCGUAUGGGCCUUCGUGGAAGUGUGGGGACGUGAGAAGCGGCUCAGGGGAGUGACAGGCGGCACAUUUCCCACAGCGCAUCCCAGUUCUGGAAAGCAGUCCGGCCGCAUCACUGGGCAAGGAUUCUUGU